GCAGUGGCGCUUUCGGCUGCUCGCUCUGGAGAUCGGAAGACAACGGAGAGGGCAGUGACACUAGCCCACUACGGCAGCCCUGACGCCCUGCCCUGUCUUUGCUAAUUAAAGCGCUUCAGGUGACAUAGCCAAACGCGAGGUAUCAUUUUCCUGAAGCCGUCCCAUCAUUGAUCCACAGACCAUUGCAUCCUCACUGGGUCCUUUGCAGCCGAGUUAUGUCAACAGCUGCCUUAAUCACUUUGGUUCGCAGUGGCGGGAACCAAGUGAGAAGGAGAGCACUGCUGACCUCCCGCCUGCUUCAGGACGAGCGCCGCCUAACGGCCACCUGUCACAGCUCCACUUCACAGCCCCGGUGUUCUCGGUUCGACCCAGAUGGCAGUGGGCGGCCGGCCACCUGGGACAGUUUUGGGAUCUGGGACAACCGCAUCGACGAACCAAUUCUCCUGCCCCCCAGCAUUAAGUAUGGCAAGCCGAUUCCCAAAAUCAGCUUGGACAAUGUGGGUUGUGCCUCACAUAUUGGCAAACGGAAAGAGAAUGAAGAUCGAUUGGACUUUGCCCAGCUGACGGAGGAGGUCCUCUACUUUGCGGUGUAUGAUGGACAUGGCGGACCUGCAGCUGCUGAUUUCUGCCACACCCACAUGGAGAAAUGUAUUCUGGAUUUGCUUCCUAAGGAGAAGAACUUGGAAACUGUGUUGACCUUGGCUUUUCUAGAAAUAGAUAAAGCCUUUGCCAGUCAUGCCCACCUGUCUGCUGAUGCAAGCCUUCUGACCUCUGGGACUACUGCCACAGUAGCCCUAUUGCGAGAUGGUAUCGAACUGGUUGUAGCCAGUGUUGGGGACAGCCGGGCUAUUUUGUGUAGAAAAGGAAAACCCAUGAAGCUGACCAUUGAUCAUACUCCAGAAAGAAAAGAUGAAAAAGAAAGGAUCAAGAAAUGUGGUGGUUUUGUAGCUUGGAAUAGCUUGGGACAACCUCAUGUAAAUGGCAGACUGGCCAUGACCCGAAGCAUUGGAGACUUAGAUCUCAAAGCCAGUGGUGUAACAGCGGAACCAGAAACAAAGAGGAUCAAGCUCCACCAUGCUGAUGACAGCUUUCUUGUCCUCACCACGGAUGGCAUCAACUUUAUGGUGAACAGCCAAGAGAUCUGUGACUUUGUCAAUCAGUGCCAUGAUCCCAACGAAGCUGCCCAUGCAGUGAUUGAACAGGCAAUCCAGUAUGGCACCGAGGAUAACAGUACUGCUGUCGUAGUGCCUUUCGGGGCCUGGGGGAAGUACAAGAACUCAGAAGUCAACUUCUCCUUCAGCAGAAGCUUUGCCUCCAGUGGCCGCUGGGCCUGAAUGCUGGCCAGGACCCCGAGUUUCUGAGCCACACUUUUCACUGAGCAUGUCAACAGCCCGAUCAAGUCACAAAUGUCAUCUGUACUAGUGACCCGACCCACUAGAUGAGUACACAGCAUAAAUGUAAUGACUAUUUGCAUGGUGAUCUUUUUCAUGAAUAAUCAUAUUUAUGUUCAGCUGUACAUACCUAGUCUACAUAUAUGUAUAAUUAAGCUGGCAAAGUUUCUAAGCAAGCAAAUGAAAAGUGGUCUCAAUACUCAUGGUGAGUGUUGGGUUCCUAAUUAUUAAGACUCUUAGGCAGCUAUUGGUUUCUUUUCAAUAUUUUUGCUCUUUAGUUAUUUGAACAGGUUCUUCAAAUUCUUCAGCACUAAUCAGUUUGAAUUUUGAUACUAUUCAAUAUAUUAUCUGUAGGCGUUUACUUUUCAUAACUUUGCCAAUGGGUAAAUGUGAAAACUGAGUUCUCUACUACCAUAUUUUGUAUUCUAGACCACUUUCAGUAAAUCUAAUUGUGCAGGAGAAAUGAAUUCAGACAAUAUGAUAUUGCUAAAUUAUAUGCAUAUUUAUAAACAGCAUACUUGUAUAUUUCAGCUGUGCCACCUGUGUCUUCCCUCUCAUUCAGCCCUGUUUUCUGUACUUGUAGAUGUUACAUAGAUGGGACUCUACCUUUCUAUCAGAAAAGAAGGCACCAGCUAAGGGUCUUAUGGCCCAAACAAUACAGAAUUAAAUACUAAGGUAUCAGGUAUUUUGUACAGCUUCCAAUUGUCUCUACAUUUUGUGUUUUAUAUAUAUAGUAUGUAUGUAUCACCCUUUUAUAGAGUAAGUAAGUUGGCUAAUUUGUUAGUAAAAAUAAUACCACAUUGAUUUGCAGUACUAUAGACAGAGCUUGAGGUUUAGGUCUCAUCUUUGUUCAUUUCUAAGACUUGCAAGGAAUGAUACAUCUAAAACAAACAUGAAAACAUUCUGUAUUUCAGCUUGUGAAUAGUUUAGAUGUGUGAAAUUGUAAUUUCUACUUGCAUAUAGAUUUGCUAUUAAAAUGUGAAUCUGUACAUGUAUGAUUGGAAUGGUUAUCUAUGGCUUAUUUCUAUAGACUGUAAAUUUGUCCCAUAUGUGGAUGUGUGUACAUAUGUAUAUUUUGGAGUAAUAUAAAAUUAAAGGGAACAAUCUUGUGUAGCUCCUUCACCAUUUAACCAGCUUUAAAUUAUUGUGUAUUUAACCCUAUAGACUCUUGAUAAACUGAAGUGGUUCUUGUAUAGUGGAGAGCCAAUGGUUAGCAGCCAAUGAGGAAGUAGAUGUAAAAUGAUUGUAGAAGGUAUUUCAUGGCAGGUAAUUUAUCUGGAAAAUGUAGGAAUAGGGCCAGGAUGUUGAUGUGGUUAUUUGCAUGCAAAAUAAUGCAUGAAGAAAAUACUGAGUCCUCAUGGAAUUUUGUGGUAGAACAAAAGGAAAAGAAAACUAAAGGACAACAUUAACAGAUAGAGGGUAUACUUUCAGCUCUUCCAGGGCUGACUUUUCCUUUCCUUAAGCUUUAUUCAAAGGUUUAUUGGAAGAAAGAGAACCCAAUAUAAAUGCUCACAUCUUCUUGCCUUUGUGAGAACAGGAGAAAAUAAAUCUUCAGCUUUCCUGCCAUGUUAGAAGGGAAAUGUUUGAAAAAUACUAAAUAAAUCUUCCAAAUUUUUUUUCAAGAAAGUGAAAGGAGAAAAAACAAUAGGGGCAUGAAGAUGUUCAUGGUCUGCAAGAAGAAUUCAGGUACAGCUGGGAGUCCUUCUUGCUUUUUGCAAGGCAGGUCUUAGGACUUUGGAGGGUUUCCAAUUUAACAGGCAAUGGAAAAUGCUAUUGCCCAAACAGGACAUUCUAAAGGCACAGGUUUUGUUUUUGCUUGGAUUCUUUACAUUACACCUCCCCACCAUACACACAUUAAAAACUAGUCACAAGUGUCAUCACAUUCAAAGGCCUGAGGGCCAUGGGUGACUGAGACAAUGGCCAGCUUUGACAGAAGGGAGUUUGAAGGUUGAUGGCCUGCGGUGGAUCUGACUGCACCUGGAGUAGUGAGUUGAGCUGGACUGAGCAGAAAGCAAGCUGUGCUUACAGCUCUGCAAGCCAUCUUGUUAAAGAGUCCAAUUUAAGAUGUAGGUGAUUAUAGUCCAUAGAGGUAAGCAUGUGUGUCUUAGGCUUUCAAGGCUCUUUCUGGAAAUCAUGUAAAUCAUAAUAAAAAGAAAGGACUGUUCUACAUAUAGCUUUUUGUAACUGUGAAUACUGUGAAUUUGCUAUGUAGAUGUGAGCACGGUAUACAUUAUAUUAAUGUAAUAAAAACAUUGAUUGUAUUUCUGUUUGCUUUCCAUGUAUACAUAUUGUAUAAAUCAUCUUUCAGGAUGUGUUGCCAACAUUUUUCGAAAUACUCUUAAGCUUGCUGUCAUAUUUUACAAGUGUAAAUUAAGUAGCUUGUACAUAUAAAAGUAAAUGGAGUUCUGCUCUCAUCAACUAUUUAUCUGUUGGGUAUCUUUGUUUCUUAAGUGGUUCAAGGUCAUGCAUUUUUCUAUGAAAGAAUUUAUUUUGGAGAGAUCAGUUUUUAAUCUUUCUAUCUUAUGAUGUGAGUCUUCCUAAUGUUCCUAUUAGUUUUUAAAAAUUACUUCAAAGAGCUAUCUCCAUGUAAUCUAAAUUACAGAAAUUAUUUUUUAGGUCAAACUUAAUUUGGAAAAGGGAUUUAGGCAGAAAAUGUGUAUGCCUAUACUAAUUAUUUAUUACCAGACAGGACAUUUGUCUCCUUUCUAAGAAUGGGCAUAGAUUUAACUUCAUGAUGAUAUGAUAGUAAGGAAAUCUUUCAGACAGGGGAAGUGAAGGCCUAAGUUAUAUACAGUUAAAUGCAAGCAUGUGUUUAUACUUUCUGUACUGAGGUGGUAGUUGGAUUAUGUUUUAUGUGUUCCUUAGGUUCCCUUAUACAGAUUAUCUAAGUGGAAAUCAAAAGUCACAUCUUUACAAAUGAACAAACACAACUUCAGUGCCCUACCUGUUGCCUUUGGCAUCCAGAUGGAGACCAGUUGACUCUCUGGCAGCUCCCUUGGCUAUUAGAUGGUCCAUUUAUGGUCAUGCUGAGUGUUCACGGAUGGGAUAUCAUGGAGCUUUCCAUUUCCAAGAAUGACUCAUCUGCCUUGGAUUCCAGCAUGGAAUUUAGCAGCUCAGUGCAUCCCAGUUUUCUUCCUGAAGUGCUUUUGUGUGUAUUUGUGUAUUCCUUGGGUGUCCUGUGCCUUCUAUUGUGAGCUGAUGUAAUUGCUUUUGUGAUCAUCGUUUUGUAUGAAUGUAUUAGAGUAAUUGUGAACAAACUAAGAUCAUAUUUCUCAGUGUUCAAAAUACCCUUCUACUAAAAUGCAUAAUAAAA
Molecule: messenger RNA, 4704 nt
Organism: Ochotona curzoniae (black-lipped pika)
Lineage: Eukaryota; Metazoa; Chordata; Mammalia; Lagomorpha; Ochotonidae
Gene: PPM1K
Product: protein phosphatase, Mg2+/Mn2+ dependent 1K
Exons: 7
Coding region: 216-1334 (372 amino acids)
Biological process (GO): protein dephosphorylation
Molecular function (GO): protein serine/threonine phosphatase activity; cation binding
Source: RefSeq, a predicted model, not a curated record